Messenger RNA from Gordionus sp. m RMFG-2023, 2108 nucleotides. RefSeq lists its product as uncharacterized. Gene Ontology annotation, cellular component: membrane. Gene Ontology annotation, biological process: G protein-coupled receptor signaling pathway. Lineage: Eukaryota; Metazoa; Nematomorpha; Gordioida; Chordodea; Parachordodidae. Bases 1 to 2073 code for a protein of 690 amino acids. Gene Ontology annotation, molecular function: neuropeptide receptor activity. The transcript has 9 exons. The record is from RefSeq and is a predicted model, not a curated record.
AUGGAAAAAGAAUUUAAAUUUUUUGGGAAAGAAGAUACGCAUGUGAAGUCCCAAAUUAAGGAUUUCCCUAAAGACCAAGGCACGGAAGUUAAGCCAUCUGGUCUUAAGCCAUCAUCUAACGAUAAAUUUGUAGGCUCCAGGAUGUUUGGUAUUCGGGCCCUGACGCAACAGUUCGCAUUCCUCUUCGUCCUAUUUUUCAUGAUAAUAAUAGCCAAUUUAGGCGUUAUAUAUUUCAUAUGCGCAUACCAGAAUAGAAAGACGCGGAUGAACUUUUUCUUCCUCAAUUUGGCCGUUAUAGAUAUUAUGGUUGGACUUUUUAAUGUAUUGGUAGACAUACUAUGGAAGUUCACUGUUUAUUGGUAUGCCGGAAAUUUUAUGUGCAAAUUAAUUCGUUAUUUACAAACAGUCGUUAUAUAUGCAUCCACUUACGUAUUGGUGGCGAUGAGCUUAGAUAGAUAUUUGGCCGUGUGCAGACCUUUACAUUACUUAAAAAAAGAAACAAGAUAUAUGAUGAUAAUCAUAGUGUGGAGUUGCAGCUUAAUCUUUUCAAUACCUUCUUUAGUCUUUAACCAUAUUAAAUCUGUAUCAAUAACCAAUUCUAACAACAUAAAUGCUGAUUAUAAAGAGUCUUCAUUCACCACGGAUCUUCCUUUGAAUCGGGUGUUUAAACACACGUUUUCUCUCAACUCUUCUAAUGUGAAUAUGUUUAAUCUUACAAACGUUUUGUUAGAUACUCCAAGCCUUUAUCUUGAUAAUUAUUCGUAUCAAUGUUGGAUUUCUUUACCCUACGAUUGGUUAUGGAAGCCCUAUUUCACGAUCAUCAUGGCAUUGGUUUACAUAAUUCCGGCAUUUAUAAUGAUUAUUUUUUAUGGGAUCAUAGUUUUAAAGAUCUGGCGACGUAGUAAAGAUUUUAAACCUUACUCCGUUAACUCAAACAAAACCGUUAAUUAUUUCGAGUCUUCGAAUACCUCGCCUUCUUCGCGAUUACCUAGUUUCAAAAAUGUUUUAUCAUAUGGGUUUAAAUACAGUCCAUCAUUUUAUACCAAAAAUUUAAAAGGAAAAAAUUCGAAAUUAUUUUACUAUGAUAAGAAGAAAAGGGACCAGAGUGGUGAUAUUAAAAAAACCUUUAAUAAAGCGACCAUUAAAAAAAUUGCCAAACCAUUACCUCUUAACCGCGAAGGUAAUUUUUUCUGGACUCCUAUACACGCACUUCAGACUUCUAUUAGACCCUUUUUACCCAUGACUUACAACGUGAAUUUAAAUGAUAAGAAUGCGUGUCUAAUAUUUGACAACAAACACACUCAAAAUGUUUACAGGGCCAACUGUAUUAAUGCAAAUAAUAAUAGUAUUAUAAAUCAUCACAAAAAGUUGCAAAAGAAAUAUAUUGGUAACGGAAAUAUCAAAAGAUCUAGUAAUAUUGUAACCCCAAAUAAAACUUAUUCCAACAACAUAACCUUGAAAAAAACUAAUUCCUUGACUGCCCCCCUUUUAAUACAAAAGUCAUCAGAAGAAAUUGCGAAUAUAUCAAAAUACAAUUUGUUACCUCCAUCUAACGAUGUUUUCUCUAAAACAAAUCAACGCUAUUCUUUUUACAAUUUAAAAUUCCGAAAAUCUUUCCAAGUAAAUAAAAUAUUUGGAUUUUAUAAUUCAAUAUUUUUUUUAGAUAAAGAUAGAAAUAGUUUAAAAAACAAAACAUCAAAUCCUAAAUUAAUGGUAAACUCAGUUGGCCUUAUACCAAGAGCAAAAAUCAAGAGUAUCAAAAUCACAUUUGCCAUCGUGACAAUAUUUAUCAUAUGUUGGAGCCCCUAUUUUAUAUUUGACUUUCUCGACGUUUACAAUAUGAUCAACGACGACAAUCCGCGAAAAAGGGCAUUGACUAUGUUUAUUCAAAGUUUGAGUCCUUUGAAUAGCGCGGCUAACCCUUUGAUUUAUUUCGGAUUCAACACCAAAUGGUGGAGGAAAGUGAAAAAAGCUUGGAGUAGCCGAGGAAGCACCAAAAAAGAAUGCAUCCCAAAAGUGUAUGUUAAAAAUAGUGAAAGCUCUUUGGCUCACCGCUCUAAUGUUUUAUCAUAAGCUAUUAUAUAAAUAGAUUAUUAUACCUGACAUAC